UGUAGAAAACGCUAAUCAGUGCCGACUGCCAAGAGAGCAAGCGAUGAGGCCGCUGGACGAGAACGAAACCACCCAAGUCUUCGAAAAGCUCUUCAAAUUCGUCGGCAGCAACCUCAAGAACAUCGUGGAGAACCCAUCUCACGAAGGCCCCGAUCCAAAUCCCGGCCGCUACUGCUUCCGUCUCCAAAAGAACCGGGUCUACUACGUCUCCGAAUCAUUGGUCAAGCGAGCAACGAAUAUAAAGCGUGAAAAUCUAGUUUCCCUCGGAACCCAGAUCGGGAAAUUUACGAAAACGGGCAAAUUUCAGUUGACCAUCCAGAGCCUGAACUUGUUGGCUGCCAAUGCUAAGCAUAAAGUUUGGCUAAAACCCACCUCCGAAAUGAGUUUUUUGUACGGAAAUAAUGUUUUGAAAGGAGGGCUAGGGAGGAUUACGGAGAAUAUCAAUCCUAAUGAUGGGGUGGUGGUCUUUUCUAUGUCGGAUAUGCCCCUUGGAUUUGGGGUUGCGGCCAAGAGCACCCAAGAUUGUAGGAAGAUGGAUCCCAAUGGCAUUGUUGUCAUUCAUCAGGCUGAUAUCGGGGAGUAUUUGAGGAUGGAAGAUGAGCUUUGAAAAUCAGGAUAAUUCUAAUCUCUUUUUUUUUUCGGGUUUUGCUGUAAUGUUUCUAAAGUAAAAGAUGAGAUUUAUGUAAAAGGGAUGAAAUAUGGCUUUGGGAUGUUUAGAGUAAUGUUGAACUGUGUUCUAGUUAAGGUCGAUGAUUGAUUUUUUUUUUUUUUAUAUCGUUGUUCUUGUAGAGUUAUGAUCAGAAUUCUUGCUAGCUGAUUACAUAAACUUUAGUUAGCUUAGAAGUUGACUAUGAACUCUUGUUAAAUGUUGGUAAUGAUCUGUCUAUGCUUUGAGUCAUAAUUAACCAAAGCAAGCACGGCCAUACCAUCAAAGUGUAGCUGUGUAGGGGCUAGCUUUCUCGCUUCAUUUUAUGGUUCUUGAUCGUUGUAUGUUGACGGAAAUGAGAAGGUGCUCUCCCACUCGAGUUAAAGUUGAAACAAGUUUUUGUUA
This is a messenger RNA of Coffea eugenioides, 1051 nucleotides long. Its product is annotated as 60S ribosome subunit biogenesis protein NIP7 homolog. Bases 44 to 607 code for a protein of 187 amino acids. Gene Ontology annotation, molecular function: RNA binding. Gene Ontology annotation, biological process: ribosome assembly; ribosomal large subunit biogenesis. Lineage: Eukaryota; Viridiplantae; Streptophyta; Magnoliopsida; Gentianales; Rubiaceae. Gene Ontology annotation, cellular component: preribosome, large subunit precursor; nucleus; nucleolus. The transcript has a single exon. The record is from RefSeq and is a predicted model, not a curated record.